Andrographis paniculata is the source of this 3086-nucleotide messenger RNA. RefSeq names its product E3 ubiquitin-protein ligase UPL5. Gene Ontology annotation, biological process: protein polyubiquitination; positive regulation of protein catabolic process; proteasome-mediated ubiquitin-dependent protein catabolic process. The transcript has 4 exons. Bases 16 to 2796 code for a protein of 926 amino acids. Lineage: Eukaryota; Viridiplantae; Streptophyta; Magnoliopsida; Lamiales; Acanthaceae. Gene Ontology annotation, molecular function: ubiquitin-protein transferase activity; protein binding. The record is from RefSeq and is a predicted model, not a curated record.
CCAUUUGGUUUCGCCAUGAGAUUCUGCUUACACUGGGUGGAUCUGAAGAGAGUAAUAGUCAAAUAUAUGAAGCAGGUCUGCUGUGUUGGGCUGCGGUGGUCUGAUUAUAUCUCGCGUUUUGUGGCCGAAUUGUGCUAUAAAGAAGAGGGUUUUGGAGCGGUGGGGUGUCCGAUUACAUGGUCCUCCGUAGAAAAGCCCCCGCCGCCGAUGUCUUCGCCUCUCUCCAAGCGAAAGCUGGAUGAUUAUGUCGACGACGCCCACGCCCUUCCUCAGCUGAAUCCCAUCAGGAUGCGAAAGGACCAGUCUGCCCUAUCAUCAUCAUCAUCUUCUUCAAGCAGUUCACCCCGCUUCGCCGCCGGCGCCGACGCCUCCCGCCCUCGAUCAUCCGUCGCCGACUCAACCCGCCUCCAAUUUUUCGUUCGCGUGCUCUCCGAUCAGACCCUCGUGCUUCAGGCUGAUCCGGCGGACACAGUUAAAUCGGUUCACGAGAAAAUCCAGUCUAUUACAGGUAUUCCCAUCAUCGAGCAGGGUUUAAUUUACCGUGGGAAGCAGUUGCAAUGGGAACAAACGUUGAGGGGAUCCCAGGUUCAGAACGAUGCCAGUUUGUACUUGAUUGGCCGGAUGAGGAGCACAGGGCACCCCCAGGCCUGGCAGAGAAUUAACGAUGUCGUUUCGUCGGUUUUCCAUCUCUCCAAGAACAAUUCCUCCAGGCCGCCUCUGCUGCCGCUGCCGCCUUCUAAAACUAUAAAGUGGAUGCUCAGUGAUUUCUUGAGGAAGACUCCGCAGAACGAUGAUGAACUAGCGUCUGGUCAUCUGCAGAUUUUCUGUGCUUCGUCCGCGCCUGCAGCUCUGGUAAUGCUUUACAUGUCUUCACAUAAUCCCAACAGGGACGUUGCGGAUGAAGCCAUUAAACACUUCCUCAGUUCCAGUAAGAGUAUUUUGCCCAGACCUAUUUAUCAUCUAUGCAUACCGAUAGUGUUGGAAUUCUGUAGGUUAUUGAAUAGGGCAGCAGGAAUUGAUGAUCCUUUAUAUUGUUUGUGUCGAACUACUUUGGGAGCAAUGCUGGAGGAUCUUGAAGUAGGUUUAAGGAAGGGAUUGAUUGAACUUCGGGAUGUAUUACCAUUUGUUAGUGAAAUAGCUGCUAAGCUUUCGGAAGAUUUGAUGUUAAGCUUGGAGUCAACCACCUCCCCAGGGCCUUCGAUUGAUGAAGUUAGUGAUUUCACUUCAUUUAUCUUCCAGGUCAAGAUUGCAAUGAAGAGAGAUUCCGAGUAUUGGGGUCCAAUUAAGGUACCCUUGGGCAAGGAACACUGCAACCCACCAAUGUGCCAUGCAGAUGAGAUAAACUUUUUGCACGGGAUUUUUCAGGAUUUGUUGCGUAUAUUACAGAAAUGUUUAACCAGAGUUGAGGAAUAUAUGGACUUGGUAACAACGCAGAAUGGCGAUAACCUUCCUGGUGGGACCUGGCAUUAUCUUGCACUUCUAAAGGAACUUAAUAGCAUUUCAAAACUUUAUUAUGGCUGUGAGGAAUUGUUUUGGGAAGCCAUGGAGAAGAGAAAGGAUGCUUUAUGUUAUCUUAUUGUGAAGUAUGCAAAGAGGAGUGAAGACCAUACAUGGGUUUUUGACCGGAAGGAAGUAACUAAUUUUGAGGCAAGGAGGCAUUUAGCAAUGAUGAUGCUUCCCGAGGUGAAGGAUGAGUAUGAAGAGCUGCAUGAGAUGCUGAUUGAUCGCACGCAGUUGUUGGCAGAAUCAUUUGAGUACGUUGGACAUGUAAGUGCUGAAUCCCUGCGUGCUGGUUUAUUUAUGGAGUUCAAGAAUGAAGAGGCCACGGGUCCUGGUGUCCUUCGGGAGUGGUUUUUCUUGGUUUGCCAGGAAAUUUUCAAUCCCCAAAAUGCUCUUUUUGUUGCAUGCCCUAAUGAUCGAAGAAGGUUCUAUCCAAACCCAGCAUCUAAGGUGGAUCCCUUGCACCUUGAAUAUUUUAACUUCUCUGGUAGGGUGAUUGCCUUAGCCUUGAUGCAUAAGGUACAAGUUGGCAUUGUACUCGAUCGAGUGUUCUUUUCACAAUUAGCCGGGCAUACAAUUACCUUAGAGGAUGUAAAAGAUGCAGACCCUUACUUAUACAGUAGUUGCAAGCAAAUUUUGGAGAUGGAUUCGGAGGCCAUUGAUCAAGAUGCCUUGGGUCUUACAUUUGUUUAUGAAAUUGAGGAGUUGGGAACAAGGAAGCUUGUUGAGCUUUGUCCUGGUGGGAGAAGCAUUAUUGUGAAUAGUAAAAAUAGGGAGAAGUAUGUUGAUUCUCUUAUUCAACAGCGGUUCGGUAUAUCAAUUGCUGAACAGGUAGCCCACUUUGCUCAAGGUUUUGCUGACAUUAUGAAUUCCAGACAGCUCCAGACUUCCUUCUUCAAAUUCUUGAUACCCGAGGAUCUUGACUUGAUGCUACAUGGUAGCGAAAAUGAAAUAUCUGUAGAUGAUUGGAAAGCACAUACAGAGUAUCAUGGCUUCAGUGAAACUGAUGCCCAAAUAUGCUGGUUUUGGAAGAUAGUUGGACAAAUGUCAACAGAGCAGAAAAAGGUUCUCCUGUUUUUCUGGACGUCAAUAAAAUAUCUACCAGUUGAAGGGUUCAGCGGGUUGGCUUCUCGUCUCUACAUCUACAAGACCACCGAAUCCUCUGAUCGUCUGCCUUCAUCUCAUACAUGCUUUUACCGGCUGUGUUUCCCUGCUUACGCUAGCAUGAGCACAAUGCACAACCGCCUCAGCAUAAUCACUCAGGAACACGUCGGCUGCAGCUUUGGUACUUGGUGAAAACCAGGUUUGGGAUUGUGUACAUUGUAGAAGUUUGUGUCCAUCAAGAUCAAGCAUGUAAAUAAUAGACUCUUUGAGUAUCGGAAUAUUUUGGCACUAUAUACAGACACUUUUAUGUAAUGUGCGGGAAGGAAGGAAAUUGGAUUGGUGGUGUCAUUGUAGAAGAUUGGGAUUUGGGAGUGAUCAUGUAUUAGUGCCAGUGGCUUCAUGCCCUCUUGUUUAAAUUGUCAAUAUGGAGUCGGUAACUUAUUAUAUAUUCGAGGUAAGGAAGAAGUCGGGCUUUUAUUUUA